AUGACGAAUAAACAGCACAGAAAAUUUGAGAAGGUGGUGUCCUUCUGUGCCGCCGUCGGGUUCUGCUUCGGACUCAUCAACAUUGAGGAAGUGCAACAUCAGCUGAAAGUCGAUGUCAUGAACUAUCAAGGGAGUGUCAAUGCCAAUGUCACGGAAGAUAGACUGAAGGUGUUAGACGAUGUUGUUGGACUGCAGACUAUUGUUGAUCAUGUCCAAACCAUCUUUAUAGUUGGUCUCGUCUACUACGGAAUCUACACCUUUGCUUCGCUUUUUAUGACGUAUGGAUCGUGUACGAGUAUCAGGAUGUUGCUUCUACCUUGGCUCGUGCUGGAAUUCGUUCCCCUUGCAGCCCAGGCCGCCUCCAUCAUCGCCCUCUUCAUGUAUGGCAAAGACGACCCCACUUUGUCCCAAGGAGGAGCGUACAUCAUCUCAGGACUCCUUUGCAUCUUGGCGUUCGUAAUUCACGUGUACUGGUGGAUGUGCCCCUUAGCUCUGUACCAAAGCUUGAAAGAAGAGACCAUGGUACAGCCGCUUGUACCUCCCUCUCAUCCGAUGUACCCUCCAGCACUUUUGAAGUACUAA
This is a messenger RNA of Penaeus indicus, 582 nucleotides long. RefSeq lists its product as uncharacterized. The record is from RefSeq and is a predicted model, not a curated record. NCBI's taxonomy places the organism in Eukaryota, Metazoa, Arthropoda, Malacostraca, Decapoda, Penaeidae. The transcript has 5 exons. Bases 1 to 582 code for a protein of 193 amino acids.